Molecule: messenger RNA, 666 nt
Organism: Aureobasidium vineae
Lineage: Eukaryota; Fungi; Ascomycota; Dothideomycetes; Dothideales; Saccotheciaceae
Source: the annotation of a GenBank genome assembly
AUGCAGUGCACGCGACGGUUACUAGCCCCUCCUGGCUUCUGGAAGCGAAGUCUGCUGGAACUCUCGAGGCUGUCGAGCAUUGAGCUAUGCAAAGUUAUGUCGGACAAAGACAUGGGCGGCUUCUCAAAGGUCCAUUUCGAUUUCGUUCCGGCAGAUGCACAAGACCCACCACACAUUCGUUUCCACGGCACAAUUUCGAAUGAGCUUCCCGCCGACAGACCACAGAUCCAGAGGUCUGGAUAUGCUGCUUGGCGCACAAGAGACACGGGUCGCAAUCUGUUUGGCAAAGGCUUGUGGGAUCUCGACUCGUACAGCUACAUUGCCCUCAAAGUCAAGAGUGACGCUCGCAAAUAUUUCGUCAAUGUUCAGACAGAGUCCAUUGUGCCGACGGAUCUACAUCAACACCGUCUGUACGCUCAGAAGCCUGGUGACUGGGAGACGGUCAUUGUACCUAUCAGCGAGUUUGUCCGCACAAACCACGGCAUGGUCGUCGAGCCUCAAAGCGACAUGAUGCGCCAAAAGGUCAGAAGUAUCGGUAUAGGUUUGAUUGACCGUGUCCCUGGACCGUUCGACCUCUGCAUUGCCGAGAUCUAUGCCACCAACAAUUCGGGUGGCAAGGACUUUGACAAGAAGCUUCCAACAGACGACCAGGACCUGGCCAGCGAC